This is a messenger RNA of Aegilops tauschii subsp. strangulata, 562 nucleotides long. Lineage: Eukaryota; Viridiplantae; Streptophyta; Magnoliopsida; Poales; Poaceae. The record is from RefSeq and is a predicted model, not a curated record.
AACAGAUCAUACAUGAUGCAGCGAAGGUUCGACUGCCAGAUGAAAGCAAAUGCAGCAACCGUGCUACUCCUUGUCCUCCUUGUAUGCCACGCGUUAGCCGCAGAAUGUGGUAAGGUGCGGGGAUCAGGCGGCCGUCAUCAGGAUUUCAGGAUCCGAGGCCACGGCGGCGCCGGCGAGGUCAGCGUUGACGUGUGCCGGCCAAACUUUUGCGGAGGUGGUUCUCAAGGCGAUAACUGCUGGUGCUGUGAACUACUGGGGUCUUGCAGCUAUGGGUCGCUGCAGGAUUGCCUCGCGAACUGCCCCUCAUCCCCAUAAACGCCCUGCGGUUCCUCGAUACAGACGACAGAGCGAUGCGAGUUUAAUUGGCUGGAUGAUGCGAAACUUUCACUUUGAAAGAGACGUCCAGGCUAGAAAUUAGACAGCACAAUUCUGGUGCAUGUCCGACAGAUGGUCAAUAAGAGAGUUACGGUAACAGGAGUUCAUGUUAGCUCUUGAAAGAACAAGGAAACAAACAGGAAACAUGUUCACAUUUUCUGCACUAUCAGUUAUGGAUUAUGCCCCU